Molecule: messenger RNA, 4586 nt
Organism: Malurus melanocephalus (red-backed fairy wren)
Lineage: Eukaryota; Metazoa; Chordata; Aves; Passeriformes; Maluridae
Gene: PRMT2IP
Product: chromosome unknown C15orf39 homolog
Exons: 4
Coding region: 167-3193 (1008 amino acids)
Source: RefSeq, a predicted model, not a curated record
CUUCCUCCGCAAAACGCGGGCUGCCGGCCGAGGAGGGGCAGAGCCCCCCCGCUCCCGCCGAGCCCCCCCAGCCGAGCCCGGAGCGAUGCGCCGGGGGAGGCACCGCGCCGCUGCCGCAGUGAGGCCAGCUCACCUCUCCCCUGGGGACACCGGCAGCACCGUCUGAAUGGCCUCCAAGCGGUACGCGGAGUCUGCAGACCCCGUCAUUUUCACCAAGCUACCUCGUGCGGAGCCCGCCGCCGGCUUCCUGCCCGGCAAAACCCCKGGCAGACCCGGCCCCGCACCUCACCCUGGCUCUGAGAGCCGCUGCAGCUACAAGGGCUCCUACUUCAGCUGCCGUCUGCAGAGCCCCGAGGGUCCCGAGCAGCCCCCGGCCCGCUGGAGCCCAUACGGGCAGCACGGCCCCGGUGCCAUGAGCCAGCCUGUGCCGSCCGAGGGGCCGCUGCUCAGCUUCCUGCUGUACCCUCCGGACAGCCUGGGCGCCAGGCUGCAGGCUCUGAAUGCCCGCAGGAGCAAGGACAGCCUGGCCCAGGAGCAGCUGCCGGCCGGGAAGAGGCCGGACAGCCCCCGGUGCCCCUUGCCGGUGGCGGUGAACACGGCGGCCCCGCUGGCCGUCCCCAAGCCGGUGUACGGAGCCCCCCCGUGCUUCCUGGCUGCCAGGAGGGCUCUGCCRCUGCACCAGAGACCGGGGAAGGCAAACUGGGCUCUGCCCCCGGCUGCCCGCCCCGGUGAGCCCCACAAGAGGGGCCCGUGCUCUGAGCGUGCCCUCCCGCCGCUGUCCCCCGGCCUGGCAUUGCCUCCCCAGGAACCGCUGGGCUCCCCCGCUGCCCUCCCCACCUACUACGUCACCUUUGAUAAGUACGGGCCACCCCCCGGCGCCCCRUUCCUGGAAGCACACUGUCCCUCUGCCCAGAGCCAGAAGAAGGUGCUGGAGGUGCCCAGCCUCGGCCCGGAGCCCUGGCCCAAGCUGCAGCCCCCCGAAGCCGGCCCGGUGAGCCGGGAGAGGUCAGCGAUGUGCUACCCACCGCCCCGGUACCCGCUGUCACCCCGCAGACCUGGCCCCCUCUAUCCCCCUGGGGGUGAGCCCGCUGCCCUGCCCGGCUUUGGCUAUGCCCCGAGGGAGCCCUUUUCCAGCACCUACCUCAGGGCCCACGCCCCGAGGAGUUACUUCCCCAGCCCCUUGGAGCGCUUUGUGCCCAGGGCAGCAGGUGCCAGGGCGGUGGCAUCGCCUCCUGCCCAGCCGGGGGUGGCACUGAGGGACGCUGAGCUGCCCAGGGACGCCGAGCUGCCCGGGAGCCGCGGCUAUCCCGGGUUUGCCAUCGAUCCCGGCGAUGUGGCCACGCUCCACUCCUCGGUACCCGGCAUGGAGCUGGGCUGUGAGCCGCACGGGGAGGACGGGCCGCGGUGGCGAGCGGUGGUGAGGCGYAGCAGCGCUUUCCAGCCCGUCUGCAGCGCAGAGAAGCUCUGUGGUGGGCUCACUGAGACRUUUCCCAAAAGAGAAGGGAGCUGGGAGGAAGGCAGGCAAGGCGAGCAGGAGCAGCCGUACCCUGGGAGGAAGAGCAGCAGCCCGGCCGGGGGAGCAGGGAAGGGAGAUUCCUGCACGGUCCAGGGUCCAGCAGAGGAGCUCGCCCRCCCUUCUCCACCCGUGACCCCUGCCAAGGGGCUGGAGGAGCCCAGGGACACCAAGGUUUUGUCAUCCUCCCCACCCAUGCCGGUGAUCCACAAUGUCUUCAGCCUGGCACCGUACAAGGAGUUCCUGGAGAUGGCCAAGRGCACAGACACCAUCCUCCUCUGCAGGAAGCAUCUGUGGGAGGAGUCCCCACCCCAAAACAGGGGUGGCUGCCAGGAGCCUGCUGCCCUCAGAGACGCCUCGGUGGUGUCCUGUCUGAGGUCAGGCAGCGAGCAGAGCCAAGGGCAAAGCUGUUACAGAAACGUCCCUAAAAAGCCAAAGCCUGAGCCCCAAGAGCCGGAGGGUCAGGAGGGCAGCCCGGACAGGAUGGACAGUGAGGAGCUGUCCCCUGAGGACAUGGUGCUGGACCUCAGCUUGAAGAAGACACCGGUGGAAGCUGAGGAGAGCCAAGGACCCCUCAGCUGUGCAGAGGGGCCGGGGGACCAGGAGGACGAGGAGGAACAGAAAGAGGCCAUGGGGGGGAAAGCGGGGGCAGUAGAGGGUGUGCAGCCCCGGCUGCCUGAGCGGGACUCUGGGGACAGGGGCAGCUUCCAGAGCUCAGCCACCUUCAUGUUCCAGAAAUACAAGCUGCUGCCGUCCCUCCCACCCGGCACGGAGCUCCCCCGGCAGGACGGCAGCCCCCAGACCCCCCAGACCCCCCGGCAGGAUAGCAGCUCCCAGCCUCCCCGGCAGGACAGCAGCCCCCAGCCUCUCCAGCAGGACAGCAGUCCCCAACCCCCCCGCCCGGAGCCUGGCCCCCAGCUCGGCACCGUCUCGGCCCCAAACCCUCCCCAGAGCCUCCUCUCCCAAGCCCCCUCCACCCCGGGGGAGGAGAAGGCCUCGGUGGUCAGGCAGCUGGGGGGUGUCCCCGCACAGACCCCCUCCGGGCAGUAUUUCACCACCCUGCACACGUGGCUCUGUGACACCAUUUCAGGCUCYGUGUCCCGCUCCUCCCCGGAGCUCCUGCAGCAGUGGCUGCAGAAGGCAGAGCCGGCAGAAGAGCUGGGAGAGGYGCCCAAAUCCCUGCCCAAGCCCAAGAACGGCUCCAAGGUCCCCAGCCCUCAAAAGGCCAGCAGCGGCAAGGAGAUCUGGCUGGCUUUCCAGGACGUGGCYGUGCUCCUSUCCAACCUGCUGUCCCAGCUGGAGACCUUCAUGUUCUCUUGCCCUUUCCCCCACGUGAUCCGGGCAGGAGCCAUCUUCAUCCCCAUCCACGUGGUGAAGGAGAAGCUCUUCCCAAAACUGCCCGGGAGCUUUGUGGACCGAGUGCUGCAGAAGCACAAGGUGGAGCUGCGUCCCACCACCCUCUCGGAGGAGAAGCACCUGCGGGACCUGGAGCUCAAGAGCUGCACCUCCCGCAUGCUGAAGCUCCUGGCGCUCAAGCAGCUUCCCGAAAUCUACCCCGACCUGCUCAACCUGCACUGGCACAACUCCAUCCGGCAGCAGCUCGGCAGCCCUGGUGUGGAGGCACUGAAAGCUGACAGCAAAGCCACAACCACGGACAGAUCAAGGAAAAGGAGGCACUGAGGAACGUGCCAAGGGCGACAGCCAGACGGUGACAGGAACGGGAAGGUCCCUUGUCCCCAAAGCUGGGGAUGUCGAGGUCACCUGCAGCUCGAUGCUCGGCUCCCACCCGCACCAAGGAUCCUCCAGGAUGGGGACACCUGCUCGGGGUGGGAACAGCCCGGUGGUGCUGCAGGGACACGUGUGGGGACACUGCCGGGUUAUCGGAGCCCCUCACGGCGGCUGCGCUGUGUUUGAGUGCAUCUCCCACCUCCAUCUGUGCCUGCCCUGGUGAGCUGUGAGGGAAUGGCCCGAGUUCCAGUGGAGCUGGAGCAGGAGGAGCACGGAAACGGCCACGGCACCAACCCCCUUGGAAAAAGGGGACUGCAGGGAUGAUAUCCCACCUCCUCCUCUAAAUCCCCUCUCUUUGUCCACACCAUUCCCAAUAAACGUCCCUCUUCCUCCGUAUUUUCCAUCUUCAAAGUGCCACAGAGACUUGACACAACAGAAUCGUGACUUCUGUAGUCCCAGGACUAAGUUGGUUUUUGUUUUAAAUGAAGACAUUUUACAAAUGUUCUGGAUUUACCUUUAUAAGGAGCUGCUGCCUUCAGGUCAUGUGUUUUGGGUUGUUUUUUUCUUUAAAUACAGUAAUUUAUACUUGUCUUUUUAUUUAAAAUUAAAGGCUGYGGGAAAGAUUUAAGGAAAAAGAAAACCAAACCACUUUGCAUCCUAGAUCCUGACCCCAAAGGAGAGCAGGGGAAAUGUGCAUUUAGGGAUCACCCUGAUGGAGACUAAAGGGGCAGAGAGGGGAUGGUGCUGCCAGAUCUUGGAAGGAAGGAUCCUUUCCAUCCCAAGAGGAAUGUGGGCAUCCCAGGACAUCCCCUCACCCCGGGAAGCUGCAGCAGGAUGCACGGCAGGGGCCUUAAAAACUCCAAACUCAGGUGUUCUUCAACUGCUGCAGGGCACGGAGGAGCAAAAUGUGGGUUAUUAGGAUUUUUUUUAAAUUUCACUACAGAGAAUAUUUCUUCUAAACUUAAAAAAAAAAAAAAUUAAGGGAAGAAAACCCUCCAAAAACUGUACUWGUGUUAGCCAAAAGGUGUGUUUGCUACUGGGGGAUUUCUGUGGGUGCCUUCCUGGUUUCCCAAGGGGAUGGAAUGGCUGUGGAUGGGAUGGAUAAGGGGGAUGCUGCUCUUCCCCUCGUUCCCCCUCACACCACUGCAUGUCUGCACAGCGAUUUAAGAGCAGUGUUUGUUAAUAAUGGUGUCAUUUUUGUAUGUAUACAAGAUUCUGGGGAAGGAAGCUCCUUUCCUUUAUUUAAUUUUUAGAAUGUGAAGAGUUGUCUCACCUGGUUAAGAGAGUUUGAUUUUUUUCCAGACAUGCUCUGCUUCCAUCUCUGCCUCCCAGCGUGGGCACAGGG